GGGGUGAGGUGUGUGUUUUGACUCGUAAUACGCAUUAAGUUUCCCAUCGGACAGCAAAAAAGUAUUUGUAACUUUCUGCCAUGAAGGGUCCCUAGUUUCUUUCUCCUUCCCGCUACUAUCUCUCUCUAUCUUCGCUUCUGCACACCCAAAUUAUCCCCCACAGCAGGCUAUAAUCAUCUCCUUCUUCCUUCUCGCUUUACCUCCAGAAAUUGAUUCAGAAGCUUCGCUUGCAGGUGCAAAGGAGUUUGAGAUAAUUCGAUAGGGGUGAUGUCUCCGCCACUGCUUGGUAUUGGGGAGGACGAAGGCCAAAGUAAUGUUAAUCUGAUGGCUUCUCCGAUCUCCUUAGACAGUUUAGGGCAGAAUGGAGCUGAGCUGAAAGAGUGGAACUAUAUGGGACUGUCUGACUGUUCAUCUGUGGAUAGCUCCACCAUAUCUACCACAUCAGAGAAUAGUAGUGCCUGUGGACUGACUUUGAGGGCAACUGAGUUGAGACUUGGACUUCCUGGCUCACAAUCUCCUCUUAGGGAUGUCGAGCUUAGCCCGCUGAGCUCUACUAAGCUCGACGAGAAGCUGCUUUUCCCACUUCGCCCUUCCAAUGAAAACAACUUCAUUCUAUUACAGAAGACUGUAGUUUCUGGAAAUAAAAGAGGGUUUUCUGAUGCUAUGGGUGGAUUCUCAGAGCAGGAAAAGUUUCUCUCCAGUUCAAGUGUCAAAACCGGUUCAGUGAAAGAGAAUCAAGGCUCUCAACAGGCUAAAAUCAAAGAGGGGCCAACCCCAAACACAAUGCUGGAGAGGCCUCGAGCUAAAGAUGAGAACAUUCAAAACCAAGGUGGAGGUAGUGCUCCUGCUACAAAAGCUCAGGUUGUUGGUUGGCCACCAAUUAGAUCUUACAGGAAGAACACAAUAGCUUCUGCCUCAAAGAACAUUGAAGAAGUUGACGGUAAAGCAGGAUCAAGUGCCCUUUUUAUUAAGGUCAGCAUGGAUGGUGCUCCUUAUCUGAGGAAAGUGGAUCUCAGAAUGUAUUCUGCUUACCAGGAACUCUCAUCUGCUCUUGAAAAGAUGUUCAGCUGUUUUACCAUUGGUCAAUAUGGAGCUCAUGGAGCACCAGGAAAAGAGAUUUUAAGCGAGAGUAAGUUGAAGGAUUUGAUUCAUGGAUCUGAAUAUGUCCUAACUUAUGAGGAUAAGGAUGGUGAUUGGAUGCUUGUUGGUGAUGUUCCUUGGGAGAUGUUCAUUGAUACAUGUAAGAGGCUGAGAAUCAUGAAGAGCUCUGAUGCCAUUGGAUUGGCCCCAAGGGCCAUGGAGAAAUGCCGAACCAGGAUAUAGUAAUAUGUCCUACACAUGAUUGAGGCUAUCUGCUGUCCAACAAAUACCAGAGGAAGCAGUGGUUGAUCUUAAUCUUGAUCUGUCCGAGAGGUUGGCUAAUACACAUGCGCAUAUGGGGCGUUGGCUACGGAUAGCCUGUCAUGGGUAGAUCAUUUACCGAUUAUCUAAUUGACGCAUUCAUCUAUCUUCAUAUCCCUGCAAUACUUAGUACUAUAAGGAUUCACAAUGUGGUAAAUUUGUGAGUUCCUUUAGAUGAAUAGUAUUAUUAGUAUGUAAAGCCAGCCUAUUGUUGAACUUUCUUGUAUGUGUGUAAUUGAGACAAAAAUUGAUGUUAGCCUAAUUCCUGAUCUGUGCACCCUGAAACUCUAGUUUAUUUUCUGUUUCAAAUAAAUAAAUGUCUGCUUGUUCAUUUGUUUUGUCA
Molecule: messenger RNA, 1744 nt
Organism: Cuscuta europaea
Lineage: Eukaryota; Viridiplantae; Streptophyta; Magnoliopsida; Solanales; Convolvulaceae
Source: the annotation of a GenBank genome assembly